UAUGGCAGCAUACAUGGCUAUCAAGUACCACCACUCGUAUCCCCAAGACCAAAAAAAGAAAUAGUAACUACAACUACACCUGCUUAAUUCGCCUUUCCUCGAUCGAAUGGCUUCCAGUGAUUCUGUUGUGAAAGCCGGAUACUGGAUUUUCGGGCGUGACUUCAACCGGCCGGUAGAUGCUAUACCUUUCGAACUCUUCACACAUCUUUAUGCUGGCUUUGCCGAGGUCAACGCUAAUGAUGGCACGGUCACCAUUCCUGAGCAAUACUCGGUUCAAUUCCGAACCUUCACCGACACCGUUAGAGUACGAUCCCCUCAAGUGAAAACUCUUUUAUCCAUCGGUGGUGAAGGCUCUAACAUAUCUCCAGUGGUGGCAGAUGAAAAUACGCGUCGUACAUUCAUAAGCAGCUCCAUAGAUCUAGCCAGGUCCUACCGUUUCGAUGGCCUUGACCUCUGCUGGCUGUACCCUAAUUCCCAGACCGACAACCCUGAAAAUCUCAGUUCACUCCUGCAGGGGUGGCGUACUGCCGCAGGGUCGUUGCUGCUAACUGCAACGGUGUUUCACCACCGGGCCACUACUAAUUUCAAUUAUCCCAUUCAGGCUAUUAAUGAAAAGUUGGACUGGAUCAACGUACUGGCCGUUGACUUCUAUACUCCGAAGUCCGACUCAUCACCCGAGCACACAGGACCGGUUCAUGCGUGGCGCAAUCCUCGAGAGCAAAACAAGUGUGGAAGUGAAGGCAUUUAUAACUGGAUUAACGGAAUUGGUCCUAAUCCUGUAAAAAUUGACACCCAGAAGUUGGUCCUUGGCCUUCCAUUUUAUGGCUAUAAAUGGACUCUGACAGACAGCCAUCAACAUGAUUUCUUUGCAGACGCGGCUAAUCCACCAACUCCUGCAGCCAUAGCGUUCAGAAAUAUCCAGGCGGACUAUAUCAACCUUAAUAAUGCAGGCCGUCUCGUGAAUGAUCCUGACAUGUUUGUUGCCUCCUACUGGCAUCACGAUGUUACUUGGAUUGGUUUUGACGAUAAGCAUAGCAUCGCUACAAAGGUUAAGGAGGCGAUUAGGGGAUAUAACUUGCGCGGUUACUUUGCAUGGGAUCUGGCCGCCGAUGACGACAAUUGGACUCUCUCAAAAGCAGCUUCCAAUGCACGGGAUAAUGCGAUUGAUAAUCCUGGUACUUCUUCUACUAGUACUAGUACUAGUACUAUUACUACUGGUGGUAACACAACUACUAUUACUAUUACUAAUACUGCUACUAGUACUAAUACUAAUACUAAUACUAGUUCUGUACGUUAAAAUAUGACUACUGCUGCUGCUGCUGCUGGUGGUAACACAACUACUAGUAUUACUAUUGCUUAUACUGCUACUAGUACUAAUACUAAUACUAGUUCUGUUAAAAUAUAUAUGUAACAUAUUAUAAGCUGCUUGUAUCAUCAACAAUAAAGCCAAUGGCUAGCUGGCUGGCUAUCAUGCUG
Juglans regia (Persian walnut) is the source of this 1476-nucleotide messenger RNA. RefSeq names its product class V chitinase-like. NCBI's taxonomy places the organism in Eukaryota, Viridiplantae, Streptophyta, Magnoliopsida, Fagales, Juglandaceae. Gene Ontology annotation, molecular function: chitin binding; chitinase activity. The record is from RefSeq and is a predicted model, not a curated record. Gene Ontology annotation, cellular component: extracellular region. Bases 107 to 1297 code for a protein of 396 amino acids. Gene Ontology annotation, biological process: chitin catabolic process; carbohydrate metabolic process. The transcript has 2 exons.